CGUACGUCACUUUGGACAAAAGCGUCUGCUAAAUGAAUAAAUGUAAAUGUAAAUGUAAUAGGAAACAUUUACGAUUAUUGCAUAAUUACUUGUCUAUUGUCAAAAAUGUGACAGAGCAACUCAGAGUAAUAUACAUAAACCAAAUAAGGUUAGUUUUGCCUACCAACAAUAUUAUAACGAGUGAAAGAUUGAUGUGUCUUCAUUGUCUAAGCUUUGUGACUAGCUUUGUUUCCAUUCUCGGGCUGGUUUCUCUGUUCCUCAGUAUUUUAUGACUAUUGUGCGGUUCAUUUCUGCUUAUUUGUGCUCACUUCGGCAACACAAGGAUGGGUCUGAACCUGCACUGUACGCCGGUCAAUCAUUUAACGUGACACUGGGGAAAGUACCGUGCAUACAACUACUUCACAGCUCAGAGGGCCUCGCAGGCACCUUGUACAGGUCCCAUGAUGAAGCUCAUCUACGUGCCCGUUGACGCACCAAGUCAUCAGCUGCCAAGCAACCUGCUCGUUGCACCGAGACCCAUCCAACCACCCCAGGAGCGUGAUGCGUGAAUCAAGGUGCCUGGGAAAGCGAGAUCCGUAGCAGUCAGUCUCUAACAGCCUCUGCCAGGACGUGGCUCUGCUGCUGGUGUAACAAGAGUCUGGACCGGCCCGGCCCGAAACAUCGUUAGCGGUGCCCAGCCAAGCGGAGACGAUGAGCAGGCAGGAGAAGCAAGCAGUGGAUCUCAAAGGAUAUGAGCACACGCCAUUGGGCCAGCAGCCUGCAGAGCAUGGCUUAGAAUCCACUGUCCACCAGCACCUGCAUAGACUGUUUGGCCCAGAGACAGCAGAGUACUUCCUGAACCCAGCCCUUGUGAAAACACGUGCGUCACCAUGGCUCCUGCAAUGGAUGGCUCAGGUGGGAGAACAGGUUAGCGGACAGGUGUUGUGGAACACACUGAGAAGGAACUCCAACGCCCGGCUACUGAAAAUGGAAACUGGUUGUCCGAAGGUGGCGCGCGAGGCUGAGAACAUCGCAGGAGUCGAUGCCCAUAAGCAUGAGCGGAGUCACCUGCACCAUCUGUCUCGGGUCAGAUGCAUGUUUCAGACCGCACAACUCAACCAGGCCAAGACCACCCGGCUGCUUGCCGAAAACCCCCUGCCGCAGCUCUCGGACCGCUGGGAAUGGGGGGGUCCUCAUGGGUACCUCCCACAGAUGAGGGACAUGCAAGAAACAUCUGCCAGGGAUGUACAAAGAUUCAAACAUGGGAAACUCACAUAGCUGCAGUUUAUUCAGGAAUCACGGAUAGAGUCAUAUGUGACUAUAUAAAAAAGUAGCUUUUAUGCUUAUAAGGUGCUUUGCAACAAAAUUUUAGCUCAAUGGACAAAAGUAAAUUUUUUAACACUGGUGAUCGCAAGCAGUUUUGCUAAAAAAGAGAAAAACAUCAAGAAGUUUUGGUACUUCAUCUUGUUUUUACUGAACUUGUAAAUGUGCACCAUUAUAGGCCCCAAGUGUCUAAGUGAUACUCACAAUGCAUUGUACUUUUUCAGUGAUAAACACUAAUUAACAACUGCUGAAGGGCUACAAGUCGCAGAUAUAUGAAUCAGUGUACAUGCAGAAAAAAAUGCGUGUAGAUGUUAAUUGCUGCAAAAAGGAAGCCUUAUGUCAUAUUCUCCACCAAAAAUCUAUAGCAUACUUUAACGAACAUAACCAUUUACGGACACAAUGUGUUAACCAUUGCUUGCUGUUUCAGUUUUAACUGACAAAGUCAUUGCUUUAAAAUUUAUAUUAACUGUAACUUCCAUGAAUCAAAUUAUAUUAAAUUAUUAUAUAAUUUAUUUUACCUCCAUUUAUUGGGGAUUUUUGUGAAUGACAGUAAUGCUUUUUAAUUCCUUGAAAAAUACUGGCAAUCACGAUCCAAAAGAGGGCAGUGUC
Scleropages formosus (Asian bonytongue) is the source of this 1911-nucleotide messenger RNA. RefSeq lists its product as uncharacterized. The coding region runs from base 691 to 1257 and encodes 188 amino acids. The transcript has 5 exons. NCBI's taxonomy places the organism in Eukaryota, Metazoa, Chordata, Actinopteri, Osteoglossiformes, Osteoglossidae. The record is from RefSeq and is a predicted model, not a curated record.